UCGAGAUUCAUUCCAAUAUGCUUCGAGCUUUCAUAAACAUUGAACUAAAAUGUAUGUAAAUGUAUUGUUUUUCUUUUUUUCCGUUUGAAUGCUAGUAAUGUUUUUCUUAUUUAUAACUUUUAAGGUGGAUUGUAUUUUGGGACAUACCAACGGGAAGAUGUGAUCGCAAACCAUCGAAGUUGCAAAAGGUCCAAAUGUUUUUCCGUCUAGCUUGGAUUAGGAAGGAAUGUUUUGGUGCAACGCGAGUAGUUAUACUCUCACCUGACCAGAAAUUCCUAGCUUGUGGCUCGGAUGACGGAUAUGUAUUUGUGUAUAACUCUGAAACAGGGUUACCUGUAUGUAACCGAAAGCCACUCUCAAAGCAUAAUGCAGAGGUUCACAAUGUGGUCGUCUCACCAGACAGUAAAUUGAUAGCCUCUUCGUGUCAAAACAGUAUUCUCAAACUAUGGGAGUGUUCUACGGGUUUGGAGCAAUUCUCUGUCUGUUUAGAUGCGGAAGUGAAGGGAAUGUCCUUUUUGCCUGAUUCAAGAAAACUCUUGUUGUACACAGGGACAAACAGAACAAGAGUUUUCUUGUUUUCUGUUGCAAGUGGAAAGAAAGACUUUGUAACAGAAAGCAGAACAUGAGCAAUUGCGUUAAGAGAUUAUUUGCAAUAUAACUUAGAUUUCGUGUGCAAAGAUAUACCAAAUAUAACUCGGUAUUGUCUACAGCCCAGUUUUGCUAUUAAAAAGUAUAGACGAAGCAAUAUUCAAUCAUUAUGUGUACCGG
Molecule: messenger RNA, 768 nt
Organism: Mercenaria mercenaria
Lineage: Eukaryota; Metazoa; Mollusca; Bivalvia; Venerida; Veneridae
Exons: 2
Coding region: 195-626 (143 amino acids)
Molecular function (GO): protein binding
Source: RefSeq, a predicted model, not a curated record